Messenger RNA from Capronia epimyces CBS 606.96, 1599 nucleotides. RefSeq lists its product as uncharacterized. The coding region runs from base 1 to 1599 and encodes 532 amino acids. The record is from RefSeq and is a predicted model, not a curated record. Gene Ontology annotation, molecular function: iron ion binding; oxidoreductase activity, acting on paired donors, with incorporation or reduction of molecular oxygen; heme binding. Lineage: Eukaryota; Fungi; Ascomycota; Eurotiomycetes; Chaetothyriales; Herpotrichiellaceae. The transcript has 5 exons.
AUGGCCUUCCUUCAGCGUCUACUGUCACUGUCCCGGGCAGCCUCGCCGGUAUCCCUCGUCUUGACCGGAGUGGUACUCUGGGUUGCCUAUGGUCUUGGACUGGCCAUGUACCGGUUGUUCCUCAGCCCUAUUGCACAUUUCCCUGGCCCCAGACUGGCCGCUGUGACCUUUUGGUAUGAAUUCUACUACGAUGUCAUCCUCGGCGGCCAAUAUACCUUCCGGAUCAUGGAGCUUCACAAGCAGUACGGUCCAGUGGUGCGCAUCAACCCGUACGAACUGCAUUUCUACCCUCCGCAGUUCUAUGAAGAGAUCUACGCCGGUCCGACCCGCCGCCGCGAUCGCUGGGAGUACUACACAAAAGGCUUUGGGAUGCCGGGGGCGGGGGCCAGCACCAAUCCACAUGACUUGCACAAGGCACGACGGGCGGCAUUGAGUCCAUAUUUCAGCAUGCAGAGUGUGCGCAGGCUGCAAUCGGUCAUUGAAGAGAAGGCCGAUUUGUUGAUGACGAGGUUCAAACAGCUUGGACAGUCGGAGCAGGGUCACAGAACGCCCGUGAAUUUGGAAAUCGCCUUUGCCGCGUAUGCAUACGAUGUCGUGGUGGAAUACUCGUUUGCCAGAAGCGACCAUCAUCUCGAGGCCGAGGAUUUUGAGCCGUGGAUGCACCAUGCGGCCAUUGGGACGAGUUCUCUCGGACAGAUUGCCAAAAACAUGUACUGGUUCUUCUGGCUCAUUCUGCAUAUUCCAGACUGGCUGGCGAGGAGACUCGACCCAAAUGCAAGUCGAUACCUACAAUUCAAACGAGACAUCAACAUGCAAAUCGAAAACAUCCGGUCCGGUCUCGAUACUUCACACAAGACGGCCUCACACCCGACCAUCUUCCACGAAAUACUGCACAGCUCGCUACCCGAGACCGAGAAGCGCACAUCACGCCUCGCCGACGAGGGUGCCACGGUGGUCAGCGCAGGGACAGUGACCACGGCAUGGACACUGCCCGUCACGGUAUUUUAUCUACUUUCCAGUCCCGAUAUUCUGCGCAAAUUGAAAGACGAACUCUACGAGGCCAUCCCCGACCCGACCAAGUCUACGCCGCUGCCUGAGCUCGAACGACUGCCUUAUCUCACGGGUGUGAUUCAGGAAGGCCUGCGGCUGAGCUACGGUAUCUGCACGCGGUUGGAGCGCAUCGCCCCGGAUGAGACGCUGGUAUUUAGCGACGGCGAAACGCAAUGGAAGAUCCCCCCCGGCACCCCGAUGUCCAUGACCUCCAUGUUGAUCCAUCAGAACCCGGAGAUCUUUCCGAACCCGUUCGAAUACCGACCCGAACGGUGGAUUGAAACCCCUCGAUUGGACAAGUAUCUCAUCGCCUUCUCUAAGGGCAAGAUGCAGUGUCUAGGGAUCAACCUGGCUUACGCCGAAUUGUAUCUCAUGCUGGCGAAGCUGUUCCGCAUAUAUGGCAGCAAGGAAGUCCGGUUUGACGGCGACAUUGGCCGGUUGCAGUUGUUCGAGACGACAUUGAAAGACGUCCAAGUCGCUGAGGACCGAUUCAUCCCGUUACCACACCGAGACAGCAAAGGCGUACGGAUCGUGGUGGAAGCUUUCUAG